Mercenaria mercenaria is the source of this 7314-nucleotide messenger RNA. RefSeq lists its product as uncharacterized. Bases 140 to 2710 code for a protein of 856 amino acids. Gene Ontology annotation, molecular function: cell-cell adhesion mediator activity. Gene Ontology annotation, biological process: axon guidance; dendrite self-avoidance; homophilic cell-cell adhesion. The transcript has 19 exons. Lineage: Eukaryota; Metazoa; Mollusca; Bivalvia; Venerida; Veneridae. The record is from RefSeq and is a predicted model, not a curated record. Gene Ontology annotation, cellular component: axon; plasma membrane.
GAUAUGUAUUUUACAGGAGUUUUUUUUCAUCAGAGCACUGUUGUCAGCAUUUGUCUCACGUGAACUGUGAAGACAUUUGGACAAUGUACCUGAAAAUUCAUCACAAAUUACUUGUGGUUUAAUAUCUACAACAUUGUUGAUGGUAACAUUGAAAAUGAAAGUGCUGAUAGCAGUUUCCUGCUUGACUUGUGCUGUUGUAGUUCAUGCUCGUGGAAAAUUACCAACUAUCUCCAUUCCUGAGAGUAACAAAUGGCCAAUCUCCAAGGUGUAUGUGAGGAACGCUGAUCCUCAAUUAUUCAGUUGUCAAGCAAAAACAACAGCCAAGUAUAGAUGGACUUUCAAUGGCACAGCUGUUAAGAAUGUUACGGGGGUAACAACUGUUUUUGAGAGAAAUGGAACACUUAGAACAGGUCCACUAUUUGGACUGGCAAAUUCGGGAGAUUAUCAAUGUUUUGCUGAAAAUGAUUAUGGCACCACUUUUACACCAAUAAUCAAAAUUCUAGGAACAAUUGCCCUUGCAUUUAAAGGAUCUGAAGAUAUACCAAGGAGCCUGAAGACUUAUGUAUCGAAGUACAUUAAGAUGGAAUGCAAGGAUGUACCUCUUAGUGUUCCACCAUGGAAAUUUCUUUGGGAAAAAGGAACUUUUGAUGAUGGCAGGUUAAUUUCUGACCCUAUAGAGGACAAUGAGAGGUUGAUUAAUGAUCAGCAAGGUUUUCUACACUUUCUUUGGACUGAGAUGUCAGAUAGUAACUUUAUCUACGCAUGCUCUACAAGGAAUGAUAUACUGCUUGUUAGAGCCAGAAAUACAAAACAUAUCAGUCUUACAGUAGAACGUGGAGAUCAACCUGACCGAGCACCAGAGUUAAUGUACUCAGAGAAUGUGCAGGUGUAUGAGGAGGAAGAUGCAGAGCUCACGUGCAUUUUUACAUACUUCUCCAGUGCAAGAGAGAGAAUGACAGUUGAAUGGUAUAGGUUCGGAAGAUUGGUGGGCGAAGGUCACAAACUGGUAUUGAAUAAAGUUGAUCAGAGUCAUGAUGGAGAGUAUAUUUGUAAAGCAGCACUUGGCGGGAAGAGAACACAGCCUAAUGUUGUAUCUCUCAAAGUUGUUGCACCACCAAAAUUUGUUGUUGAACCACUCUCAAAGGAUGUACCAGUAGGAAGUGAUGCUGUAUUGCAGUGCAAGACAACUUCACAUAAUUCAUAUAAUCAACCCCCAGUCUGGUUCCUGAAUGCUGUACCACUCAUAGGCUGCUCUGACCGUAAUUUUGAAUGUAAAAAACCGAAGCACAGUGGUUUCUCUGAGUGUGUUCAUGAGAAAAAAGUAUGUGAUGGCUAUCCCGAUUGUCAAGAUGCCAGUGAUGAGCAAUUCUGUCCUGGAUGUUCAGAAGAUCAGACGUGGUGUUAUGGACAGUGUAUACCUAAAACCAGUCCCUGCAACGAACCUGUAUGUUACUACCCAGGGUUUACAUGUCAUAACAAGAAAUAUUGUUUUCCUGCCGAAAAGAAAUGUAAUGGAAAUCCUGAUUGCCCUGAUGCUUCAGAUGAAAUUGGUUGCCCUGGUGGGGAUAUGAUCCAGAGGUCUCGAUUCGAACUCAACUCUGAAAGAACCCAGCUCACACUGCGAAAUGUAAAACUUGAUGACACUGCGUGCCUUCAGUGUCUUGUUAGAAAUGAGUAUGGUUCAUCUAUAGCAGAUGCUUGUCUCACUAUCAUAGACAAGAUUGUAUUACUGAGGGGUCCAAAUUCGACGUACGAUGUUGCACCAGGAAUGGUACUGGAUAUCUAUGCCGAGGCAACCACUGAUAAACAGUGGCAGAACCAGAUGGUGUAUAUAUGGCAGUGGUAUGAGGAAAGUCCAGUUGAUAAGAAAACUGGUCAAACUACAACAAGAGCGGUAACGUUACCACCAGAAGGACCAUACGGAAAAUACUUCCGUAUAUCUCAAAAGGGCAAAAGUAUGGUGAUCAAUUUUCCAGAAGUAAGGGAGGACGACCAGGACAUGUACAAUGUCUACUACGCGCUUAAAGACAGACUAUAUACACUUAUCAUUAAACACGACUAUGAUCAAAUUGAAGUCAACUUUACCAUUAACGGUGUAGAGAUUGUUAAAACAAACAAGAUUAUAUUACUGAGGGGUCCAAAUUCGACGUACGAUGUUGCACCAGGAAUGGUACUUGAUAUCUAUGUCGAGGCUACCACUGAUAAACAGUGGCAGAACCAGAUGGUGUAUAUAUGGCAGUGGUAUGAGGAAGGACCAAUUGAUAAGAAAACUGGUCAAACUACAAGAGCGGUAACGUUACCACCAGAAGGACCAUACGGAAAAUGCUUCCGUAUAUCUCAAAAGGGCAAAAGUAUGGUGAUCAAAUUUCCAGAAGUAAGGGAGGACGACCAGGACAUGUACAAUGUCUACUACGCGCUUAAAGACAGACUAUAUACACUUAUCAUUAAACACGACUAUGAUCAAAUUGAAGUCAACUUUACCAUUAACGGUGUAGAGAUUGUUACAACAACUGGACCACCAGCGGUAGAAACCGUAGCAACAAAUCUCUGGUUUAUAGCUUUGAUCCUCGCCAUACUCGUCUUGUUAAUUGCUGUGGCCUUCAUUGUGUGCUAUGUGUAUAGGAAGAGAGGUGGAACCUGUAUAUUGCCUCAGAAUGAACAUCAAGCAGGACAUGAUUCUGCCCAGGAGUUAAAGGAUAGUGGCUUAUAAUUACAUGAUGUAGACAGCUGUCUCGUAUUUCAUUGUGGGACUUUUUUGCCAUGUGGUUAAAGACACAUUCUUUUAUUAUGUCUCCCCCAUAUAUGAGGGAGACAUAUUGUUAACUCAUCUUAUUUUUAAAAAUGAUGAGUUAUUGUCAUCACUUGAUGGGCGUAGGCAUUGCCUGGUUACGUUUUAUAUUUUGGUCAGCUUUCCUCCUAAACUGUCAAAGCUAUUGCAUUGAAACUUGAAACACUAGAUCACCAUCAAUAGCUGAAUCUGUACAGCAAGAAACAUGACUCUAUCCUCCUUUUUGAAAGAGUUAUGACCCCUUUUGGACUUAGUAAAUCAAAUUUCUUGGGUUAAGUUUUAUGCUCAGGUCAAUUUUUCUCCUAAAAUAUCAAAGCUCUUGCUUUAAAACUUACAACAUUUGUUCACCAACAUUAUACUGCAAGAAAUAUAUCUCCAUCCUCCUUUUUGCAAGAAUUAUGGCCCCAUUUGGCCUUAGAAAAUCACAUUUCUUGGUUAAGUUUUGUGUUUAGGUCAGCUCUUCACCUAAACUAUGAAAGCUGUUGCUUUAAAUUCGCAACACGUGUUCACCAUCAAAAACUGAAUAUAUACAGCAAGAAACGUAACUCCAUCCUGCUUUUCACAAGAAUGAUGUCCCAUUUGGGCUUAUAAAAUAUCAGAUUUCUUGGUUCUACGUUUAGGUAAACCUUUCCCCUAAACGGUCAGAGCUAUUGCUUUAAAGCUAAAAGCAGUUAUUCACCAUUAAAAGCUGACUGCACAGCAAAUACUCUAACUCUACAUUGCUUUUUAUACGUCCGAAGUGACGUAUUAUGUUAUACCCCCGUUGUCCGUCUGUCUGUCUGUUAGCAAUUUCGUGUGCGCUUUGUAACUCUUGAACCCCUUGUAAGAUUUCGAAGAAACUUGACACAAAUGUUUACCACAUCAAAACGACGUGCAGAGCUUAUAUUUCGGAUGACUUGCUUCAAGGUCAAUGUCACACACUUGGGGGAGCGGUGUCAAAGGUCAUAUGAGUAUGGUUCGUGUUCGCUCUAUAACUCUUGAACUCCUUGAAGGAUUUCAAAGAACCUUGGCACAAAUGUACACCACGUCGAGACUACGUGCAGAGUGCAUGUUUCGGAUGGCUUGCUUCAAGGUCUAGGUCACUCUUAGGGGUCAAAGUUGAAUGACUUUGUUUUGUGUGUUUAUUGCUCUGCAUUGCGGUGUUCUUGUUUUUAUUUGGCAGAUCCCUUUUUGGUUCACUAACAAUAUUUUUUUAGCUCACUUGAGGACAACGUGCUCAUGGUGAGCUAUUGUGAUCACACUGUGUCCGUCGUCCGUCCGUCAGUCAAGUCAGCCGUCUGUCGCCAACAUUUUUGUUUAAACGACCUCUCAUACAAAACCAAUGAAUAGAUUUUGAUGAAACUUUGAUAUUCUUUGGGUAGUCUUCUACCAAAUUUGUUCAAACGGUUCCGCUUGGUUGCACAUAGAAGAUGCCAGAGCUAAUAAUAGAAAAAAAAUUCAAACGACAUCUCCUCCUAAACCGAUGGACCGAUUUUGAAAUAAUUUCAUACAAAUGGUUCUUAUGUCACCUUCUACGAGGACUGACAGUUCAAAUCAUAACGAUUUAUCAAAAACAUGGCCGCUAGAGGGCGUGGCCACAUUUCCCUAUAUGUAUAUAGUGGAAACUUUAACAAUCUUCUUGUAUGAAACUGUUUGCCCGAUUUUAGAAUAAUUUUACACAAAUGGUCCUUGUGUGACCCUCUACCAAGAUCGUUCAAAUAUUUUGAUUCAUCGAAAAACAUAGCCGCCAGAGGGCGUGGUCACUAUUUCCCACAUGUAUAUAGUGGCAAUAAAAAUCUUUUUGUGUGAAACUGCUGGCCUGACUUUAGAAUAAUUUUACACAAAAUUAAUGGUCCUUGUGUGACUCUCUACCAAGAAUGUUCAAAUUAUUUUGAUUCGUCAAAAACAUGGGCGCCAGAGGACGUGGUCACUUUUCCCUAUAUGUAAAGAUUGUAAAAACUUUUUAAAAUCUUCUUGUGUGAAACUAAUGACCCGAUUCUAGAAUAUUUUUUACACAAAUGGUCUUUGUGUGACCCUCUACCAAGAUUGUUCAAAUUAUUCUGAUUCGUCAAAAAAUAUGGCUGCGAGGAGGCAUGGUCACUUUUCUUCUCUGAAUCAAUAAACGCCAGAGUCUUGAUAUUUGGCGUGUGAUAUCAGAUUUGUAAUGUCUACCAUAAUUGUUCAAAUUAUUGCCCUGGGUUCGAAAGUGUGAGUGACAUGUAUAUAUAGCGCUUUAGGGUCAAUGACCCUCUUGUUUUGAAUCACUUCCCUUUUAUGUUACUAUAAAUAGAUUAUUUUAUUACUUUUUUAUUAUUAGCCGUAAACCUGUCUUAUAGUUAAAUUUUAUCUUUUUUAAUACUUUACUAUUUUUAACAGUGUGUACAAAAAAAUGAAAUAGAACUAAUAGGCUUGGAAAUAAGAUGUGUGUUGUAAUGUAUAUUAAUUCAAAAGUUACAGAUCAAUUUGAAGUUACUUCUUAUUGUACGCAGUAGUUUUACUGUUGAAUGUUUUGCAAUGGGUGCAGUAUUAGGAAUAGCUUUAAUAGACACUAAAGAUCCGGAAAAAAAGUGAAAAACCUCCAUGGAGCUGAUGAAAUAGAUAUGGCUAGAUAAUGAUACGGCAUGAGUUAACCGUUCCAGCAGCUGUAUACAGCUCUCAUGUGGAUUGCUAAGUAGCAUGAUAUUCCUGUCUUCAAUACACAUACUGUAAUUUGGCUCCAUGUUUUGUUUUUGUUCGGUUGGUUUAGUAAGAAAUGAACAAGAUACUAAACAUGGUCAUAGAAAUUAUUGAACUUUUUUUUGUCAUUAGCAUUCUUUAUAUUGUGUUUCUGCUCUUGACUGAUAAGUAUUUGAGGUGAGAGGAAACAAUUUGUUGUUUUGGGGGUUUUUUUUACAGCCAAAGUGUACAAUUUAUAAUCGCCAUUUGCAUAUGGAUAGUAGCUUGUUUCCUUUUCGAUGAGCAAACAGAUAUUAAAAGAAAACAAAAGAAGAAUCACAUUUUUAUUCUUACUAGAGUCUUACCAAACUAAAUUUUAUUUUUAAGCAUGUCUUGAUGUGAGUUUUAUUUUAAAAAACAACAACAGAAAAUGGCAGUCAUUAUUAAUCUUUCUUGUAUAUUUUUAUAAUUUAGACCCAGUUUUGUUGAGACUUUCUUAAAUAAGCUUCCUUAUUCAGGUAGACAUGCACACUUUAAUUCACGACCAGAAAUGAUGUUGUUUAGCAUAUCAAACAGUUCAUCAAGUCAAAUAGCAUGUACUUUAUAUUUAUGUGAAAAGCUGUACCUGUAACGCUGUCUAACUUCUUCUCAGUCAUUUUUUGUAAAUUCUGCUGGAACACAAUCUGAAUACAAUAAUAAAAAAUGUGAUGUAAGGUUUAUACUUAACCUGUGCCAGGAAUGAUAACAGUGUGUUUAAUUUUGAUUUGUCUGUCUUUUUAAGUUUUCCAUUCAACUUUUGUUCUGUAUACAAUUGUUGCCAGAGGUGAAGGUGACCAACUAUACUGGAUAUACAGUCGAAACUCGGUAUCUCAAACUCUGUUACCUCGAAAUUCCGCUUAAGUCGAAGAAGUUUUCAAGUCCCGUCAAAUUUCCUUCAUUACAUAUGUACUUCAACUCAGGUUACGUCAAAAUUUGACUUACCGAGAUUACGGAUAUGUCGAAAGGGAUUUUCAGUCCCGUCAAUAAAAUUCAAGUGCAUUGUAAACUCGGUAAGUCGAAGUUAGAAAAAUAUGCGAUAAAAUUUCACACAUCUCAUUUAGAAUGUGAUUGGUUUUUAACACUUGUUCAUAUUUAUUGCCUUACCAGAAUACCGUGAUGCCGACAUAUCAAAGUGUGGCGAUUAUCAAAGUGAGAUGAUGUCAUACUUGUUUGCACGUGCCAUAAUGAUAAUUGUUUGAUGUAAACAUUAGAUUUCUUAAUCAGCAAUCAUUUGUUUUUGAGACGUUAUGAAAACUGCUUUUAAACUAAACUAAAUGAAUUACUUAGUCUGAACAGUUGGGAUCUUUAAUAAGGAUUAAUUAGAGGUAAACGCGAUGAGACUGUAAAAAAAAACUUCAUUGGGGAAAGCAUCAUUCGUUCAAAAUGUCAGAAAUGCUGUCAAUCCUCCGGGAGAGGAACGUGGUACGAAAAGGAAACUUACCUCAAAAAACAUUUGAGGUUAGUAUCAUUUUUAUUCUUCGAAAAACUGAAAACUUUGAUAAACACGAACUGUACAGAAUCGGGAACGCGUAGAGUAGUAGAAUAGGGAUAAAUCUAUUAUUUAUCCACUCAUGUCAAGUGCAGAAUCCUUUAAAAUUUUAAAUGAUUUUCAAGUAAUCGAAACCGUCACAUUGUUCUCAGAUGGUCAUAGUGCUCUUUAUUGGACACUGAACUAUGUUAAAAUUGGCUUAAAGCAAGAUCGAAAGAAAACAAGUAACUUGAAAACCAACUCUAAGCCGAAAUGGUGUGAUGAGUUCAGUAGUAAUUUUCAAGCAAAUAUCGACUCAAAUCAUGUACAAUAUAUUAAGCAACUGUGUGAUAUUACCAAUGUACAAAAUGUAAAUACUCGUAUU